AUGGUUUCAUUAGCCUCAGUUUACUUCUUCAUUUAUCUCGUCAUAUUCCUAAUCAUCGCAACGGCAUCCUCCAUAUUCAUUAUUCCGUUACUAGGAACAUCUUUCAUUUUUGCUGUGGGAGUGGUAACAUUUGGAUUCAUAAGUAAUGUUACCUUCAAAUUAGCGCAAAAUCUGUAUUUUAGUGCAGAUGAAAGAUUGAAAUCGACAUUAAAGAAAAUGUCAAAGCAUACAUCAUCUCAUAAUAGUAAGACGAAAGAUAAGGAUAAGUACGGACCAAAAACGCCCUCGCAAGGAAUUAAUCAUUGUGAACAUAACAUAUUCAAUAAGAAUUUAGACAGCUCAACUGCUGGAUGUAACCUCACAUUCGUUAGAAGAGAUAGAAAUUGGUUAAAUAAUCAUUCUGACCGGAACGAUAAUGAUGAAACAAUUGAAGAACAAGAACAAGAAGAUCUAUAUGAUACUCAUCGAGAUGAAGGUCCAACAACUUCUCUCAUUGCAAGAUAUUUAGAACCGGAGCCAACUUCUACCAGAAACAAGAAGCAACAACGGGUAACCCCCAAUCGCCGCGAUUUUGAAUUUUGA
This is a messenger RNA of Naumovozyma dairenensis CBS 421, 582 nucleotides long. RefSeq names its product Ldo16p (gene LDO16). Bases 1 to 582 code for a protein of 193 amino acids. The record is from RefSeq and is a predicted model, not a curated record. The transcript has a single exon. NCBI's taxonomy places the organism in Eukaryota, Fungi, Ascomycota, Saccharomycetes, Saccharomycetales, Saccharomycetaceae.